Messenger RNA from Cryphonectria parasitica EP155, 6420 nucleotides. Its product is annotated as SPX-domain-containing protein. The coding region runs from base 358 to 6420 and encodes 2020 amino acids. The record is from RefSeq and is a predicted model, not a curated record. Gene Ontology annotation, cellular component: fungal-type vacuole membrane; cytoplasm. The transcript has 12 exons. Gene Ontology annotation, biological process: intracellular protein transport; vesicle-mediated transport; autophagy. NCBI's taxonomy places the organism in Eukaryota, Fungi, Ascomycota, Sordariomycetes, Diaporthales, Cryphonectriaceae.
CGCCCUCCCACAUUGCUCUCAUCCCGCGAUUAUCCUCGCGAUAUCAUCACUACGACUAGCUACAACUCUGGCCAGGCAGCAUCAGCUGCGCACCCCUCACAUCAGCUGGCCACCUCAGCCGCGGCUCUGUCUCAGACCUCGACGGCUGUCUCAGACAGAAGCAGGAGGAUACGGUCCCCAACAGUAUCGCAACAGGGGCCGGUGGUGACGACAUCAGCAGCUGCAGAGGAGGAAGAGGAGCAGUACGAGCUCGACGACUACCUACAAAUCUCGGCGCGGCGCGAGCGCGAGGAGAGAGAAGCGAGGAGAGCAGCCAAGAGGGCCGAGAAGCGUCGUUGGCUCCAAGAUAGGGACGAGAUGAAGUUCUCUCACAGCAUCCAGUUCAAUGCCGUGCCGGACUGGAGCAGUCACUACAUUGCCUAUAGCAAUCUCAAGAAAUUAAUCUAUCAGCUCGAGAAAGCCGUUCACCAGACCAACCACUCCCACGCCGGCGAUGCCGAGUCACGGCCCCUCAUACCCUCCGACGACCCCGAGGGCGUCUUCAAGCGUGCCCUCGAUGUCGAGCUCGAGAAGAUCAUCUCGUUCUACCAGAUCAAGGAGCGUGAGCUGAUAGACGAGGUGAACCAUUUACUGAACGACGUUGGCCGCUUUGAAGAGGAGGAGGACGGCGAGAACGGCACGGCUGACAGGCCCCCGACAGGCCACAGCAACAGCCACGUGCAGAACAGACAGCUGGGCGGGCGGAGGGACAGCGCGCAUAGCCAUCGCUCUACCGAGGACGGUGUCGAGGAAGACAGCGACGAGGAUGAGGACGGGGACGAGACCACUGCGCUGACGGCGCCGUCGAGCCGCAGGCGUCGUGUCAGCCAACUGAGCGGGCGGCGUCGGUUGGCACCCCAGGGCCCUGUGACGGAUCUGACGGUCUCGACGGAGCUGACGAGGUCGGUGCGCCGGAUGAGCGCCAGCUACGAUGACUACGAGCAGGCGGUGCUGUUCUCUGGCGGGAUCAUGCUCAAGAAGCGCAUCAUCGGCCUGUAUGUUCAGUUGUGCGAGCUCAAGAGCUACGUGCAGCUGAACAAGACUGGAUUCCGCAAGGUGCUGAAGAAGUUCGACAAGAUCCUAGACCGGCGGUACAGGCCGGUGUACAUGGAGAAGUAUGUCGAGCCGGCAUAUCCCUUCCAGGAGGCGACAAUGCGAGCCGUCGAGGAGAAUAUCAGCAAAAUGGAGCAGGCCUACACCGACAUCGUGACUAACGGCAACGAGGAGGCGGCCAAGAGGGACCUCCGCAGCCACCUCCGUGAGCAUGUCGUGUGGGAACGAAACACCGUGUGGAGAGACCUCAUAGGCAUGGAGCGCAGGGCGGAGGCCGCAAGCUUGGGCCGUGCGCUGCUGGGCAGAGGGGACGCCAUCAAGACGAGACUGCAGGGCGAUGAUGACGAUUCUCCCGAGACCAAGGCGAUCAUGACUCCUGUUGGCAGGUUCACAUGUCCUGUUUGGCUAUUCAGCUCGGCCAUGUUCACCCUGCUGAUCAUCCUCGUGGUGUUCUUCGUGCUGCUCUUCAUCCCGAUUAUGGAGAAGCCGGAGCAACAGAAUUGCCUGGCGAUGCUGGUCUUUGUGAGCUUGUUGUGGGCCACCGAGGCAAUCCCGCUCUUCGUCACCUCCCUGAUGAUCCCGUUCCUGUGCGUCCUCCUUAACGUGAUCAUAGCGGAACAGCCGCCACAUGUGAGGCUGGACUCUAAGAAGGCGACUGCGUACAUAUUCUCUGCGAUGUGGACGCCUGUGAUUAUGCUCCUGCUCGGCGGCUUCACGCUCGCGGCUGCGCUGUCCAAGUGUAAGAUUGACAAGCGCAUUGCCACUUUUGUGCUCAGCAAGGCGGGCACCACACCGAGGACGGUGCUCGUCGCGACCAUGUUUGUUGCUGCUUUUGCGAGCAUGUUGAUCAGCAACGUGGCUGCUCCAGUGCUGUGCUUCUCUAUUAUCGAGCCUAUGCUCCGCAACCUUCCCUCUGACUCCAACAUGUCCAAAGCCGUCAUCAUGGGUAUAGCCCUUGCGUCCAACAUUGGCGGCAUGCUCUCACCCAUCGCCUCACCGCAGAACGUGGUGGCACUGGGCAUCAUGGCUCCCGAACCCGGCUGGGGCCAGUGGUUCUUUAUUGUGAUCCCUGUCGGCAUCGUCUCGAUCUGUCUCAUCUGGCUUCUGUUGCUCGUCACCUUUCGUCCUGGUCGCGGUACGACUAUUGUUCCUAUCCGCCAGGUUCAGGAUAAGUUCACGGGCGUGCAGUGGUUUGUCUCGAUUGUCACAAUCGGGACCAUCGCUUUGUGGUGUGCGAGUCACCAGCUCGAACCAGUCUUUGGCGAUAUGGGCGUCAUUGCCAUCAUACCAAUUGUACUGUUUUUCGGUGUUGGGAUCUUGACCAAAGAGGACUUCAAUAAUUUCCCCUGGACCAUCAUCAUCCUUGCAGCUGGUGGAUUGUCCCUUGGCAAGGCAGUCAAGUCCUCUGGUCUCCUCGACACCGUCGCGGUCGCUAUCAGCCACCGCGUGGAGGGGAUGAGCCUGUACGGCGUUCUGGUCGUGUUCUCGUGCCUGAUCCUCGUCAUUGCGACUUUCAUCAGCCACACCGUGGCAGCCUUGAUCAUACUGCCGCUGGUCUAUGAUGUUGGUGCGUCGAUGGAGGAGCCACACCCGAACCUGUUGGUCAUGGCGGGCGUCCUGAUGUGCUCUGCCGCGAUGGGACUGCCGACGAGCGGGUUCCCGAAUAUGAGUAAGUACCGCGUCAUUGCUAUCCAUCGACUGCUCGAAUUCUGCGAUCAUGAAGGAGGACCCGGCCGGUUCCUGAACGCGAUGCUCUCCGCAUUCACGGCUCGACCUAUCAUCGAACUCAAGCAGAGGGACAAGUCCAAGAUAGAAACUAUUCUGGCUUAUGGCGACCGCGUGCUUGUUGGCCUGAACACAGGCAGCUUGCGAGUCUACCGUCUGAACGAGCUCGAACCUCCAGCCCUCCCUUCCUCGCCCUCCUUGUCCUCCCAGCAUAACAAGACGACUACGAACGGCUCGUCAGAUAAGCACGAUAAUGCCCAGGCAGUCGGCUCACUGGACGCCGCGGGGUUCCAGCCCACGCCCGCGAAAGCUCAACCGAAGCCGACCGACCUCCUCCGAGAGGUAGAAAAGUUCUCAACGCGGGCCAUCGAACAGCUGGCGAUCAUCAAGGAGGCCAACACGCUGGUCUCCCUGUCCAACUACGCCAUCUCGCUGCACGAUCUGCAGACGUACGAACCGCUGGGCGGCUGCGCGCCCCUUGCGCGCUCCAAGAACGCCUCGUGCUUCGCCGUCACGUCCAACAUCGUGCGCGACACCGAGACAGGCAUUCCCGAGAUCAUCUCGCGCAUGGCCGUCGCCGCCAAGCGGAAGCUGCUGCUGUGGAACUGGCACGAGAGCGAGCUGUCUCCAGACGUCGCCGAGGUCGUGCUUACCGAGGCCAUCCGCACCGUGACGUGGGCGAGCGCCACAAGGCUGGUGUGUGGCAUGAACGCCGGGUACGUGUUGGUCGAUGUGGUCACAGGUACUGUGGAGGAUGUUGUCGCACCAGGCCACAUCGCGGGUGCCGGCCAGGGGAGCAGGUUUGGCGCCAUGAGCAGCGCCGGCAUGGGCUACAUGGGCUUGGGCGGGUACGUGCCUAGGCCAUUGGCGACGAAGCUGGCCGAUGGGCAGAUGCUGCUCGCCAAGGACAUCAACACUCUCUUCAUCACGGACGAGGGCAAGCCGGUGCCCGACAAGAAACAGAUCCCCUGGCAGUCUGCGCCCGAGGGCGUGGGGUACUCGUACCCAUACAUCCUGGCGCUGCAGAGCCCUACGAAGGGCUCGCUGGAGGUCAGGAACCCGGAUACGCUGAGCCUGCUGCAGACGGUCCCGCUGCCGGGCGCCGCGAAUCUGCAUUUCCCGCCGCCCACCGUGAGUCUUGCCCACGCGGGCAAGGGCUUCCACAUCUCGAGCGAGAGGGUGGUGUGGAAGAUGGACGCGACCGACUAUGACUCGCAGAUCGAGGAACUGGUGGGCAGCGAGAGGUACGACGAGGCCAUUAGCGUGCUGGCCAUGCUGGAGGAUGCACUGUUGAAGAACAAGACGGAGACUAUGCGGAGCAUCAAGAUGCAGAAGGCGGAGGUGCUGUUUCGCGCAAAAAAGUAUCGCGAGUCCAUGGAUUUGUUCAACGAGGACGAGGUGCAUGCGCCGCCGGAACGGGUCCUGAGGCUGUUUCCCAAGAGUAUCGCAGGCGACUUGUCUGGUCACCCCGAGGACAAGGAGAGCGACGAGUCAGAGGAUGAGGCGCAUCAUGUCAAGGUGGUGGGGGGCGAGAAUGGCGAGAAGACGCACGCACACCCACAUGGACAUGGACAUGGGCACGCACACGCACGUAAGGAGAGCGACGCCACUUCGAACCAUACCGAGGAGGUUUCCUCGCCAACAAAUAUGGGUGGUGGGUUUGCGAGGAUGCUGCUUGGGCACCGCACAAAGGCCAACCCGGAGACCGCCUCCAUCACCUCGUCUACAAAGAAAGGGGCCGAUACAGACGAUGCGGGCAGUGUGGAUGGCAAGUCUUCUGGCGACGAUAACAGCGUGCCGGAGGGAAAGGACCUGAAGGAAGCCGUGCUUGAGCUGCGAGGGUUCCUGGCCGGCACGCGCGCGCGUCUGCAGCGCGUCCUCGAUCCUGUGACGGGCAGGUUGAAACUAAAGCCUGCUCAGACUGGCUCCAGCGAACAGGCCCUGCGAAGUCUCCUCAGCACCACCACUGGCGGGCGAGACGAGUCUGAGAAUGAGCUGGAGCGCCACCUCCAGGACACGUUCAAGAUGGUCGACACCUGCCUCUUCCGGGCAUACAUGUUUUCCGCACCCACGCUCGCCUCCUCGCUGUUCCGCAUUCCCAACUUCUGCGACCCGGAUGUGGUCAACGAGAAGCUUCUCGAGCACAACCGGUACAACGAGCUCGUCGAUUUCUUUUACGGCAAGAAGCUCCACCGCCAGGCCCUCGAGCUCCUCAAGAAGUUUGGCGAGGGCGACAAGCCCAACGACAAGGCGCCAGGGCUGCACGGCCCGCAGCGCACGGUGGGGUACUUGCAGAACCUCCCUCCCGAGAUGAUCGACCUGAUUCUCGAGUUCUCGGAGUGGACCCUGCGCAAGGCACCGGACCUGGCGAUGGAGGUGUUUGUCGCCGAUACAGAGAACGCCGAGACGUUACCGAGGCACCGCAUCGUGCAGUUCCUGGACAGGAUUGACGCGAAGCUGGAGGUGAGGUAUCUUGAGCACAUCAUCACGGAGCUCAACGACCUGACGCCCGACUUCCACAACCGGCUGGUGGAGCUGCUCGUGCAGCAGCUCAAGGGGGCCAAUAUCCGCGACGUGACGUGGGAAGCAGAGAUGGCACGGCUUGUGCGGUUUCUGAAGGAGAGUGGGCAGUAUAGUCUGGGGCGGGCCUUUAGCCUUCUCAAGGGUGACGAUCCGGCAUUCUACGAGGCACAGGCUAUCGUGUUUAGCAACAUGGGUGAGCACAGAGCGGCCCUGCUGAUUUAUGUUUUCAAGAUGCAAGAUUACGCCAAAGCAGAAGAAUACUCCUCGAAAGGGCACAGGCCGUCUUCAGCACACGAUGAUACCAAUGAUGCCACCCCAUCUAUCUACCAGACCCUGCUCUCCCUUUACCUUACACCGCCGCCGCCCAAUAAACCUAACCUAGAACCGGCGCUCGACCUUCUCUCUAAACACGGCUCCCGGCUCCCCGCGGCGUCGACCCUGUCCCUGAUCCCAGACACGCUCCCCAUAGCAGACCUUGAGUCUUACUUCCGCGGGCGCAUCCGUGCAGCCAACAGCGCGGUGAACGAGAGCCGCAUCGUGGCUGGGCUGCGCGAGACAGAGUUCGUCGCGAGCCAGGCGUUGUUGCUGCUGGGCGACGGGGUGCCAGGUGGACAGGGCGGGCGCAACAGGAGGGUGGUUGUUCAUGAUGAGAGGGUGUGCGGGGUGUGUCAUAAGCGGCUCGGCGGGAGCGUGGUUGCUGCGUUGCCUGACAAUACCGUCGUACAUUAUGGGUGUCUGCAUCGGGCGACGACGACGACGACGACAACGACCGUGUCCUUGGCCCGGUCCUCGUCCAUCCUCUGCGUGAGCUCCUUGUUGAUCUGCUCCUGCAUGGCGGAUGUGGCCUUGCGCAGGUCGGCCAGGUAUCUUGUCUUGUCAGGCACGGUUGGGUUGGUGGUGCCCGAGGGAGGGGCCUGGAGGUCGUGGGUGAGGGUGAAGGGAGCGUUGGUUGGGGAGGUGUACGUUGCCGAGAGGGAGAGUUUCUGGUCGGAGGAUGCCAUUAUGAUGUGCGAGAAUCUUGGAAACUGGUUCGAGGUGGAGGAGAGGUCGGUGGUCGGUCUCUGGCGGAAAUCACUGUAG